Molecule: messenger RNA, 2183 nt
Organism: Equus quagga
Lineage: Eukaryota; Metazoa; Chordata; Mammalia; Perissodactyla; Equidae
Gene: CFI
Product: complement factor I
Exons: 17
Coding region: 16-1986 (656 amino acids)
Biological process (GO): proteolysis
Cellular component (GO): membrane
Molecular function (GO): protein binding; serine-type endopeptidase activity
Source: RefSeq, a predicted model, not a curated record
GCUCUUGAAGCGUAUAUGGAAAGUAGAUCUAAAACGUGCAAAUGGUGGACCCUGAAAGACAGGGAGAGGUUAAACAUUAAAUUUCAAAAGAAUAUCUGGGGUGGAGGAGAGUCCCCAGUAGAGACGCAGGCCCUGAGUGUCUCCAGCAUGAAGCUUAUUCUGUUGCUUUUGAGCUUCUCCCUAAGUUUUGGCAAGAUUGAAGGUGAAAAGCAAAUGAGAGGAAACGUGCUGAAGAAACCACAGACCUAUUGGACACCAGGCGCAUCUCAGGAAGAUCUCCUGGAGGAAAAGUGCUUAACUGAAAAACACACACAUCUUUCCUGCAAUAAAGUCUUCUGCCAACCAUGGCAGAAAUGCAUCCAAGGGAGCUGCACCUGUAAACUCCCUUAUCAGUGCCCAAAGAAUGGUACCACCGUGUGUUCAACUAACGGGAGAAGCUACCCGACUUACUGUCAGCAAAAGAGUGUUGAAUGUCUUCAUCCAGGGGCAAAGUUUUUAAAUAAUGGAAUAUGCACAGCCGAAGGGAAAUUUGAUGUUUCCUUGAAGUAUGGAAAUACAGAUUCAGAGGGAUUUGUUGAGGUAAAACUUGUGAACCAGGAGAAGAAAAUGUUUGUAUGUAAAAGGAACUGGAGCAUGACACAGGCCAACGUGGCCUGCCUGGACCUCGGAUUUCAACUAGGAGCUCAUAGUACUCAAGGAAAAUUUCCGUUUCCUGAAGAAAAUUCCACUGAAUGUCUGCUUGUGCGUUGUCGAGGAUUAGAGACCAGUUUGGCUGAAUGUACUAUUAUUAAGAGAACAAUUAACAGUGCCUGGGGCUUAGCUGCUGUUGUGUGUUACACCCAGAACACAGUUUUGCCAGAAAAUGAGUCCUUUCAGUGUGUGAAUGGCAAACACAUUCCUCGAAAGAACGCCUGCAAUGGUGUUAAUGACUGUGGAGACCAGAGUGACGAGCUGUGCUGUAAAGGGUGCCGAGGGAGAAGUUUCUUUUGUAAGUCGGGAGUUUGUAUUCCAAACCAGCACAAGUGCGACGGGGAGGUGGACUGCAUCACCGGAGAAGAUGAAAUCGGUUGUGAAGGAACUGAACAUCUUGGAAUGAAAGACUUUUUACGUACGGCUAAAGGAGCUGAACGUCCUGAAAUGAAACAAGAAAUUUUGACUGCUGACAUGGAUGCAGAAAGAAAAUGGAUAAAGUCCUUUUCCCCUAAACUAUCCUGUGGAGUUAAAAACAGCUUGCCCGUUCGAAGAAAACGAGUCGUGGGAGGACAGGAGGCGCACGUGGGAGACUUCCCAUGGCAGGUGGCGAUUAAGGAUGUCACUGAGAGAAUCAACUGUGGAGGAAUUUAUAUCGGUGGCUGUUGGAUUCUGACUGCUGCACACUGUGUCAGAGUCAGUAAAGUUCACCGUUACCAAAUAUGGACAUCAUUAGUAGACUGGUUAAGACCUAACUCUGAAAUAGGCAUUCAAUGGGCAAAUAGAAUUAUUAUCCAUGAAGGCUACAAUGGAACCACUUACCAAAAUGACAUCGCCUUGAUUGAAUUGAAAAAACGCCCAAACCAAAAAGAAUGUGUGCUGCUUAAUUCCAUCCCCGCCUGUGUGCCCUGGUCUCCGUAUCUAUUCCGACCUAACGACAAAUGCAUCAUUUCUGGCUGGGGUCGAGAAAAAGAUCAUCAAAAAGUCUACUCACUUAGGUGGGGUGAGGUGCAUCUCAUCAGCAACUGCUCCAGGUUCUACCCGAAUCGCUACUUUGAGAAAGAAAUGGAGUGUGCAGGUACAGUGGACGGUUCCAUCGAUGCCUGUAAAGGGGACUCUGGAGGUCCUUUAGUCUGUCAGGAUGCCAACAAUGUGACUUAUGUUUGGGGUGUCGUGAGUUGGGGUGAAAAGUGUGGAAGACCAGACUUUCCAGGCGUUUACACCAAAGUGGCCAAUUAUUUUGACUGGAUUAGCCACCACGUGGGAAGGUCUCUUAUUUCUCAGCAUAAUGUAUGAAAACUGUGAUCUUUCUCUUCUUUCUGCUCAUUUUCUCUCAGGAGUUCUGUUGAAGUUGAAAUGAUACUGCAUAAUUAGUACUUCUCUAGGAAAAAAGACAAAGCCAAUCUUACUGGAUAUCUUUAAAGGUCUCUACAGUUUAUACCAUGUUGGCAUUUUGCUGUAUAAUUCUCAAAUAAAUAUUAUCGUCAAGCAUA